GUCUCUCUCCUUUGUAUUUUAUUCUUUUAUCAGAUUUAUAUUAAAAAUAAAAGGAGUGCGAAACGUUCGAUUUCAACAUGUUCGUCGUACAUUGCAUUAUCCUAAUCGUAACAUUGCUUGCAAUCCGAAUUUUCGCGUUAUUAUUCCUAAAACGGAAUAUCGGCAAACAUGUUGGCUCAGCGAAGACGUUAAUUGUUUUGGGGUCUGGUGGUCACACAACAGAAAUGUUUAAAAUAUUGCACCAGCUCAACAAGGCCAAUUACACGCCACGCAUUUACGUAGCAGCUGAUUCCGAUAAAAGUAGUCACAGCAAAGUCACUGAGUUCGAGUCAACUGCCACCGACUACAAAUUUAUCAAAAUAUUUCGCAGUCGCAAUGUUGGUCAAAGCUACGUUUCGUCCGUAUUCACAACAUUGCAGGCUAUUGCGCUCAGUAUACCAGUGAUCUAUCACGAAAGGCCUGACUUAGUUAUGUGCAAUGGUCCCGGAACUUGUGUACCCAUUUGUUUGAUUGCAUUUCUGUUUCGAGCUGUGGGCAUCAACACAAGUAGUCGGAUCGUGUUCAUUGAGAGCUUUUGUCGCAUUAAGACAUUGUCACUCACUGGUCGAAUAAUGAUCUGGUUCGCCGACCUAUUUGUGGUUCACUGGCAGGAACAGAAAAAGUUUUCGAAGAAAAUUCAAUGUUUCGGACAGUUGAUCUGAUGCGCCGACAAACACUGACCCCACCAACGUUCUUUUAUAAAUUACUUUAACUGUACAAUUAACUCAUCGCAACCAUUACGCAUCCAAUCAACAAAGUCAUUUUGUUUUAGUUUGAAGAUAAAGGCUCGAUACUAAGAAGACACAACCGUUACACCACCGAUAGCUAUUUUGAAAGUUCACCGCUAAUGGAUCCAGACUCCGAGAGCACUGCCACUGAUGAUGGAAAUACCGAAAAUUUCUGUGAUAAUCCAACCAGAGACAUUCUAGCCGAUGGCAUAAUAUCAAUGUUUCGGCCGUGUGUCGAUCAGCUGCAGGAGCGGGUAAAAGCGACUCGCAUUGCUCAAUAUGAACUGAAACAAUUGCUGGAAAAUUUAACCAUGAAAUUGAAAGCGAUCGAAAAGUCACAGCAAACGCCCGUCAUUUUGGACGAAUAUUUGAAGAAGAUGAUCAAUGUGAAGCACAAAGUGACGGUGGUCUACAAUGUGUUGAACAAUGCCCAAGACCGACUUAAUUCCAUUUAUAAGCAAAUUGAGGCGGAAAAAAUUAAGGGCCGUGCGUUGUUGGAUGAUAAAGAGGGACGAUGAAUUCGCCGCCUUUCGUUUUUUGUUUAUUUUUUGUUGAUUUUUUUUUGUAAAUUAAAUUUAAUUGAAAAGAAUGUCCGAUGAAUUGGAAUGGUGUAUGCUUGAGUUACAUUUAAUGUUUAUGAAUUAAAAUAUUGAAAUUUUUGUAUA
This is a messenger RNA of Bradysia coprophila, 1432 nucleotides long. It is a transcript of the gene Alg14, whose product is annotated as ALG14, UDP-N-acetylglucosaminyltransferase subunit. Gene Ontology annotation, molecular function: N-acetylglucosaminyldiphosphodolichol N-acetylglucosaminyltransferase activity. Gene Ontology annotation, cellular component: UDP-N-acetylglucosamine transferase complex. Gene Ontology annotation, biological process: dolichol-linked oligosaccharide biosynthetic process. Lineage: Eukaryota; Metazoa; Arthropoda; Insecta; Diptera; Sciaridae. The record is from RefSeq and is a predicted model, not a curated record.